AUGUCAGAAAAUGGAAAUAAAGCAGUUGUUUCCUGUUCAGAAGAAAAUGUGGUAAAGGACCCGAUACAAGAACACAGCGUAAUUCAGGAUGACUUCUCCGGUAAGACAGGAACAUACUCAGGAUCUAGUGAUACAAAUGUUGGUUUAACUAGAGGAGAUAGCAAGCAUUCACAUCUUCCAAGUGACACAGAAGUUGCAAUUAAGGACAGCCAGCAGUUGGAAACCGAUUCUCUUGAAAGAAAUGUGCUACCAAAGCCUGCUCUAUCAAUGAAUAAAAGUGGAUAUGGCAAUUCUUUCAGAGAAAGCACCAGGAAUGACAGUAUGCUACUUGAGAAUAAUCAUUCCACAGCAUUAGCAAGUCCACUCAAAGCUCCACAGAUUCAGGAAACCGCAAACAGCUUUUCGGAUGUUGCACUAAACGAUGAUGAUAAUAAUGAUUACACAAGUACAGUUCAUACUGCAGAUUGCGUUCCUCCAGAGCCCCCUAAAAUGACCAAUAAGUACGUUUUAAACGCAAAUUUCAACAAGGAAAGUCCGUCGGCAGUGAAGGAUUCAAGAAUACAGGAGGAGAAUUCAAUCCAUAGCGAUCAAUCCUAUCAAUAUUGGAUGCCAUCGGUUUUAAAAGAUCAAAGUUGGCCUCAAUCUGAUAGAAAUGCGUCUGGUGAAAACACUCAAAGCUAUCGGCAGCGAAUACGUAAGAAGUCGUCUCGAUUUGAUGUUCCUGAACAGCCCGAUGAUAAUUCCAGGCCUGUUUCUUCUGAAACUUCUUCUGCUGGUGAAAUAAUUCAAGAAAUCGAUACAGAGAGCAGUGAUGUCAGUGGGAGCGAAAAUAUCAAAAAUGCACCCAGUGUCAAUGUGCCUAAAGAUAAAGGAGAGCUUCUGGAGAAUCCGUAUUUGAGUAUUAGUGCCAAGAGCAACACAAUCUUGAAAAAUUCAGUGCUUAGCGAAAAUAGCGAGGCCGAGUGGAAGAAAUAUCGGAAUAACGAAUUCGUGAAACAUCUCAAGCAGAAUAAUUUUAAGCUCAAGCCGCCUUUUGAAGUAGCUCAUGAAGAAUAUCCGCCAGACACAUUUGCAAACAAGCCAAAGAAACACAAUAAAAGCACAGAAUCUGGAUCUUUUACACCAAGCUCUCCACUUAAGCUCUUUUGGGACCGCCAUGACACAUAUACAAAGGAUAAAUUCAAGGAUAUUCUGGGUCAUGUGAAUGGAGAACAAGCAUCAAAGCCAUCUCAGGGAAGCAGCCAGAUUCAAAAUCUGAAAAGUAAAGAUGAGGGGAAGGUGGCUAGCAUAGAGAGUUCUAGCGAUAUAGACGCUUCCGAAGUUGAUGAUGAUCGAAUAAGAAAUGUUCUACAGAGCGCAGAUAGUAUUUAUAACAAAGCAGUUGCUAAGGCUGCAGAUCGACUUCCACAGAAUAGAGAAACGCAAAAUGUGGAAGGCUCGGUUACAUAUUCCGAAGAUUUUACUUCUGAUGCUGAUGAGUUCGAUUCAGAACCCUCUGCUACGACUUUUUCAGCAAACAAUUACUAUCAAAACGGUGAUGAUAUUUUCCGGAAUCUCAAGCAGAAGUUUGGCAAACCAUUACCAAGGCCUGGAAGUGAAAUUUCCGACUACACAUUUGAUGGAAAUGGGGCGAACAAUAGGGAUGUGCUUUUAGAUUCACCAAUUAAAAAGAAAGCAUCCACAUCCGAGCAGGUAGAUCCCCACGAUGCUUCCUCAAUCAUAUCUGAAGUAAAGACCGAAAAUGAAGAUGAAGAUGUAAACGUUACCUCCUCUCUUGAACUCUUACAAAAGCAAUUAAAUAUCUCUUACAGCGACCUUGGACACACAGACAAACCUGUUUCCAUACCGAAGAUUGAAGAAGAAAAGGAAAACAAUGUCCCCACUGAUGAAAAAUCGACAAAUCAUGCUGUGACAAAAGUGAAUUCUGAUGAUACUGCCAUAAAACUAAAUGAAGCAGUUGGUGACGCUGGAAAAAUCAGCCCUGGAUCUCCAGCUAGGAUUGCACACUCAGGAAUGAAUUUUAUUUCUGCAGAGGAUUACAAGGACAAAGUAUUCGAUAAAAGGCAGAACAAAUAUAUAAGCAAGGAUGAAUACACAAAGCUUUAUGGUGCUGAUACGUUGUCUCCUGUUGAUAACAGCAAUAAGCUGUCUUCUAAUCCCCUUUCAGAUGAUAAAUUGGAUAGUUUGAGCGGUCUAUCCGAUAUCGAGGCACCUACAACUUCAAAGCCGGUUUCACCACAAGUUGAAGAAUACCAACCUCUGCACGUUCCAAGUCAUAAGACAAUCACCAAGAAAAGAAGCAGUCUUAAAAAGCCCCAUAGUAACGACACUCGUUUACGGCAUCAAGAGGUCUCUUUUAAGUUACCAGUGCAGGAAAUGAGGAAGGAAAAGAUUGAAGGGUAUCCCGCUAACGGAAAAAUGAUUCCGAGUGAUUCAACAUUGGCUGAUCUCUCCUUUUCUCAGACCAAUAAUUCCUUGGUUUCAGCAAUAACAGAGUCUUAUCCACAAGAAGACUGGGAGUUGGUAGAGCAGCUUGAUAUUAGCGAUAAAAAUCUUGACAAGUUACGCGGUCUUAACAAGUUCACACCCAAUGUCUGGUUAUUGGAUGCCUCACAUAAUCAUAUUUCACAUGUUGAAGGAAUUCCUCAGGAUAUUCAGAUUUUGAAGCUGAACGACAACAGUUUGACAAACCUAGCUUCGUUCCAGUUUACCAACUUGCAAGUUUUAGAACUGGACGGCAAUCAUCUUGAAAAUCUUUCAGGACUCGCGCCUUUAACAAACCUCACGAAGCUUAGCUUGGCUUCAAACAAUAUUGCGAAUAUUGAUCAUUUGGAGAACUUCAGAAUGCUUCGUUAUCUCAAUCUUUCGAAUAACGAAAUUUCCGGGCAGGUGGACUUUUCUAACUAUCAACUAUGGCUUUUAGAAGAUCUUAUCCUUGAUGACAAUAGAAUCAACUCUUUAAUUGGAAUAGAGAAUUUACCAAAUUUAGUUUAUUUAUCAGCAGACAGGAACAAGGUUAGACAGCUCAUCUGUCAAGGAGUGAGACAUGAAAAUUUAAAGCGGCUUUCACUUAAUUCCAACAUACUCACAGAAGCAUCGUUACAAUCGUUUCCAUUUUUAAAAAGGUUGUCAUUCAAUAGAAAUAACACGAGGCUCGUUGAUUCGAUAGGAAAGUAUUUAGAAAAGGUGUCCUUCAAAUAUCAGGGAUUCACAAGUUCAUCAGCCGGAGCACAGAUCAUUCAAAACAGUUUAAGAAGUUCAUCACACUUACAGGAGGCAUGCUUUACAGGAAGUAGUAUUGACUUUGAACAAAUCGACUUGUCUAGGGGAGGAAUGUUUUCCACUAUAACAAAUCUCAAUAUCUCUGCAAUGCAAUUGACGUCCCUACCUGCUAGCUUUAGCUCAAUUUUCCCACUCCUUGUGACAUUAAAUCUUAAUUUCAACAACUUGAAUACAUUAAGAGGUUUGCAUGGCUUAAAGCAUCUACGUAAAUUGAAAAUGUUAGGAAACUCGAUUGAGGAUGUGUCUGAAAUCAUAGAAUAUACUGAGGCUUCAAGAAACAGCAUCCAACUUUUUGAUCUCAGAGUCAAUCCUGUUACAAAAAGUUUCUAUCCGUACGUCUUUUAUGAUCCAGAGGAUAGGAAUGAGGAUGACAAAAACCAACUUUUUGAAGAAGAGGCAAGAAGUUCGAUGACCAACACUAAUGAUGGAAGUUUCGUAGAUGAAAGUACUGUACUGAAUUUAAAGGAUUUUGAUGAUAUUGAGGCCUUUUCUGUUGAGUACGAAAAGUUAUAUUCCACAGAUGAAUUACUACGCUGGCAUGAAAAAGAUGCCCAAUUCGAUAAAAAGCAGCCUGGAAUUACAUCAAAGCAGAAGAAAAUAUACCAGACUGGACUUAUUGUGUGGUUUCAUAAUAUUCGUUGCCUAGAUGGCCUAAAAAUAACGAGUAAGCGCCGUACGCAUGAAUACCAUCAGUUUUUAAAGCAAAGACGGUGA
Molecule: messenger RNA, 3996 nt
Organism: Brettanomyces bruxellensis
Lineage: Eukaryota; Fungi; Ascomycota; Pichiomycetes; Pichiales; Pichiaceae
Exons: 1
Coding region: 1-3996 (1331 amino acids)
Molecular function (GO): protein binding
Source: RefSeq, a predicted model, not a curated record